Molecule: messenger RNA, 663 nt
Organism: Paramecium tetraurelia
Lineage: Eukaryota; Ciliophora; Oligohymenophorea; Peniculida; Parameciidae
Exons: 4
Biological process (GO): calcium ion import across plasma membrane
Cellular component (GO): voltage-gated calcium channel complex; membrane
Molecular function (GO): high voltage-gated calcium channel activity
Source: RefSeq, a predicted model, not a curated record
AUGGCAUCUACAAUCAUUUUGAACAGAGUAUCUCUAUAUAUAUUUCCACCUUAAAGCAAAAUCAGACUAUAGAUUAACAAAUUAAUAAGUUAAAAGUAUUUUGAGUUCUUUAUUCUAACAAUUAUCAUUAUCUCAAGUAUUUUGCUAGCUUUAGAUGAUCCACUUUCAUUAGCGAAUAAUGUAACUCUGAACAUGAUUGAUGAAAUAAUUACAGCCUUAUUUAUUUGUGAAGCUUUAUUAAAAAUAAUUAGUAAGGGUUUUAUAAUUAAUGGGCCCGAUAGUUACAUCAGAUCUCCAGGCAAUAUAUUAGAUCUCGUUGUUAUUAUUUUUUCAUCUUUAACCUUUGAUUAAAGUCAAGCAUAAACAUUUUCAAAGAUUAAUAUAUUAAGAGUCAUUAGAAUUGAUAGUCAGAAUGAGGAUUUAAAAAUGUCCAUAAAUGCUUUGUUCAAUAGUUUAUCCCAAAAGAUGAACAUUGCUUUUGUUUGCCUAAUAUUCUUCUUAUUAUUCGAAAUAUUUGGAGUAACCUAAUUUAAAGGAGCAUAUUACUACUGUGAUAUACCUGUAUAUAAUCUGAAUGGCAAGAAUAUGUAUUUUUAUUUUCAAGCUCUCAUUUGUGUGGCUCAAGACUUUUUGGCAUCAAGUGGGUUUAUAUCCAAGCUUUGA